Prunus armeniaca (apricot) is the source of this 285-nucleotide messenger RNA. The record is from the annotation of a GenBank genome assembly. Lineage: Eukaryota; Viridiplantae; Streptophyta; Magnoliopsida; Rosales; Rosaceae.
AUGAGUAGAGCCCCUCUACUGUCCAAGCCUCUUCCAGGAGAGACCAUCAUCAUCUACCUCUCAGUAUCGGCAACGGCAUUGAGUUCCGUACUCAUUCGUAGACCGAACGACAUUGAGCUCCCCAUCUUCUAUAGAAGCCAUGCGCUGCAGGACGCGGAACAACGGUACCCCCAACUUGAAAAAUUGGCCUACGCUCUCGUUCUCCCCAUGUGCAAGCUUCGACCCUACUUCCAGGCUCACACCGUCGAAGUAUUAACCAACCAGCCCCUACGGCAAGUCGUGUAG